AUGUUUUACAACUAUAUAUAUCGCCAUGCUCCUAUUCGACCUAUUCGCGUGAAGCAUCUACCUGCACCUUGGCUAACUAAAGAAAUUAAGGACAUCCAGAUCAUUAAAAACAAGGCGAAAUCUAAAUUUAAAUCCGACCCUGAUAAAUAUCGGGACCAGUACAUUAAAGCUAGAAAUCACUGCAAUAAGGUGUGUAGAGAGGCACAACGACGCCAUAUUCAUAAAUCUGUCGAGAAUGGUAAUCCGGCCAAAGUCUGGAAAUUUCUCAAAUCUCUAGGGGUUGGUAAAGAUCGUAAUCCCAUCAGUAAUUCUUUCAAUGUCAACAUAGACAACCUUAAUAGGCACUUCUCAUCUUCCUUUGUUAUUAACAACAACAUGAAAACAAAUACGUUAAAUCUCCUUUCAACUACUCCAACUCCUGAUUAUCCAAGUUUUAAGUUUAAUCUAGUUACUAAUUGUGAUGUUGAGAAGAGCUUGUUAUCAAUCAACUCUGAUGCCAUGGGUACUGAUGGUGUUGGUCGUACUAUGGUCCAUCUUAUCCUCGAUAUUAUCCUCCCUACAAUCUCCACAAUUUUUAACAACUCCCUAUCCUCUAGUUUUUUCCCUUCCAUCUGGAAAGAUGCCCAUAUUAUUCCUCUUCCUAAAAUUAGUAAGCCGUCUUCUUUUUCCCAUUACCGUCCCAUCUCUAUUCUUCCUUUCCUUUCUAAAGCUCUUGAACGACUUGUCCAUGAUCAACUUAGUAAAUUCCUAUCAAGAAAUGACCUGUGA
Messenger RNA from Achroia grisella, 768 nucleotides. RefSeq lists its product as uncharacterized. Bases 1 to 768 code for a protein of 255 amino acids. NCBI's taxonomy places the organism in Eukaryota, Metazoa, Arthropoda, Insecta, Lepidoptera, Pyralidae. The record is from RefSeq and is a predicted model, not a curated record. The transcript has a single exon.